AAAAAGUAAAUAAAUUAAUCUGUGCCUGCUACCACGUUUUGUCAAACGUAAUGGCAAUAGAUAAAAUUCUGCAAUGAUACACAACAUAAAUGUUAAAAAAUAAAUUGAUUAAUAGGUGUUGGUUUUACUUUUUAGGUUACAAGCGAAAUGGGUAAGGUUCGAAAAACUAAGGCUCGUAAAGUCAAAAACGCUGUGGUUAGCGAAGAGAGCAAUGAAGAAGAGCAACUUUCAAAUGAUAGCAAAGAGAAUGCGGUUCAAACGAUAUUAGAUCAGUUGCAGGGAGCAAGUGUUGAAGAGAAGUAUUGCGGUUUGCAAACUUUGGCAAUGUUUAUAGAGAUUCCAGAGAAUAUUGAUGAAGUUAUAAACCAGGGUCUUGUAAAAGUUGCUGCUCCUUUAUUGCUGGAUCCUGCUAGUUCUGUGAGAAAUGCAUCAUCUGGUAUGCUUCGAAAUCUAUCUGCUGUUAAGCUGGAUAUUUGUGAUUCUCUGAUGGAUCAGGAUAUUAUGACACCGUUGACCUGCUAUUUUCAUGAACAUGCAGAAUCAUGGAUACCUGAUCCAAUUUCUAAAUCAAGAGAUGAAGAUAUUGAUACAUUUGUUCAAUGUGUUAAUUUGUUGUUGAAUUUGUGUGAAAGUUCUGACUUAGCUGUUAAAUAUGUUGGUCAAUCUAGGAUACUAGAUAUACUUCCAAGAUACUUAGAUAUGUCAUUAUUUGGUAUAGACAUAGUAGCAGCAGUACUGCAAUGCCUGUUUGUUGUUGUUGAAGACAAUCCACUUGCAAUGGAAAAAAUCAAAUCAAAUUGUCAAAAACAGCUACAAACUUUAAUCUAUCUGGAAGGAACUGACCCCUCUCAACUCUUAAUUAAAACAUUAUCUGCUGGAGUUAUAAUAAAUACACAUGGAGGCAAACUUACAACCUUACCUAUUGAAAUGAUAAAUCAAAUAAUGUCUAUACUAGCAAAGACUUUAUCAGUGGAUCAUAGGUUUGCUUGCAAUCAGUUGUCAAGUCAAGUUCCAUUGAAAAAUACUUCUGGAAAGAUGGAGGACCCACCUAAAAUUAAAGAUGCGCAAAUAUUAGACAAACAAAUUAAGGCAGUCAUUCAAAUGCUGGAUGCCCAACAAAGUGCUAUUGAAAUCAUUGCUAACAUUUGUUCAGAUGAAGAUGGCGAUGAUAUCAAUAGUGAUAGCUCUUCUGAAAAUAAUGAAAUUGAUGAAGAAAUUUGUCAGAAUGGAAAUGGUACACUCCUCACAGAAGAUAAACUUCCUCCAGAAGUCUUGGAAGCAUUAGUGAAUUUUGAAGUAUUUCAAAGAGUAUGGGCAAGAACAGAAAUGCCAGCCCAAAAUGUAGUCAUGAUUUUAAAAGAUUAUGAAGGUUCUCAAUUGAUAUGCAAAAAAUUACAGAGUUUACAAACGAGAGCUCUACUGUGUGUUAACAAUAUGAUAUCUUCACUACCAAAUGCGAGUCUUGGAGGUGUUAAUGGUAUCUAUAAAAUCUGGGUGGAUGCAGGAAAAUUAGUAUUCAAACAAAGAGAAGAAAAUUUAAAUCUCUUAGAAUCUGCUACAGCAGUGAUGAGAGCUGCACUAGAUAAAAUAAAGCUUAGAGACAGUGAUAAAGCUAGUGAUAUUAGCUUAUUCAAUGAUCUGGCCAUCUCUGAUAUAGAAAUUAUGUUAACUGGAAUCAGACAAUGUGAAGUGCCUGAGAUAAGGUCAAACCUAAUACGAAUGGUCGGUAUACUUGCCCUAUUAUUGGUAAACAACUUGAAUGACAUCACUUCUAAUGUGAUUUGCACCAUCACAGAUUUCAUAAUAGAACAAUCACACAAAGAGAAUGAAGUAUGGGUGCUGGCCGAGGCACUAGAUACUUUGGUAGAUUUAUAUGCUGAAGAUGAAACAGAUUAUUUAGCUGCUAAAGUGAAACUAGUUGACAAGUUGGCGAUACUGGCACCAAUUUUAAAGAAUAAGGCUAGACAGCAAAAGAGACUUCCAAAAGAAUACAAAGUUCUCGUCAAUACUGCGAUCACUAAUUUACCGAGAUUUAUAAAUUACAAGAAAGAAAGAGUAAGCAAGUUAUAAUAACUCAAAAAUAUAUUGUAAGUCUAAAGUUAUUUAUAAAGGUAAUUUUAAAAUAUUAAAUGACUAGGUACUGA
Molecule: messenger RNA, 2144 nt
Organism: Bombyx mori (domestic silkworm)
Lineage: Eukaryota; Metazoa; Arthropoda; Insecta; Lepidoptera; Bombycidae
Product: 71 kDa protein
Exons: 9
Coding region: 148-2070 (640 amino acids)
Biological process (GO): ribosomal large subunit biogenesis; protein import into nucleus
Source: RefSeq, a predicted model, not a curated record